GUGACAAUGUCUCCAUCUGCAUUUGUUAUGCAGCGAAAAGAGAUGAAAAUGUCAUUAUUUACCUUGAUGGGACAUUGGAGACGGAGGUUAAUUAUGCAUGUCUGAGAGAUUCCACUGCUGUCACUGAUGAAGUUAUUUUUGGUAGGGCAUUGCUUUAUUGGAGGUGAGGCAUGUUUUCAACUCAGUACAGGAUUUUUGGUGCAGCUGAGAGCCCACAGGCAGAGUGAAACGUUAGAGGAGAAUUUACUGCCAUUUUGUUAUAUUAAUUCACAUUUUUUUUUUUUUUGAGAAUGAGUAGUGUGGUUUUUGUGAAAGGUGAAACAGCCAUGUGAUAUGGAUAAUGACCCUGUUUUAUUAUGUGGUCACUGGUUAAGUUUAUUUGAUAGGUAUCAUCUUUGUAGAAGAAUUCAAAGACUGUUAUAAAAAGACUGGGAAGCCUAAGUGUACACGAUAGCUACUGAAUAAUACAGAGGAAGAUGUGGUCUGGGUUUUCUCUAUUAACAGUGGCAGCUGCAGUGACGUUCUUUUGUCGGAUUUCACUAAUAGAUGGCUGUAACAAGGCAUUGUGUGCCAGUGAUGUCAGCAAAUGUCUUAUCCAGAAGUUGUGCCAUUGCCAUCCAUCGAAAGAGAACUGUUCCUGUUGCAAGGAAUGCAUGCUAUGUUUGGGCACUCUCUGGGAUAUAUGUUGCGACUGCGUAGGUAUGUGCCAUCCAAGAAAUUAUACAGAUACUCCUCCCACCAAAAAGAGCACAGUAGAAGACCUUCAUGACCCCAUCCCAUCUCUAUUCCAGGCUCUCACGGAGGGAGAAACACAGCUGAAUUGGAACAUUGUUUCUUUUCCUGUCACUGAAGAGCUGUCAUAUCAUGAAAGCUUGGUCUCCUUUUUAGAAACAGUUAAUCAGCAUCGUCAGCCUAACGUCUCUGUAAACAGCAAUGGUGCCCAUAUACCGUACAACAAUGAAAAAGAUCACAUGUGUACAGUGGUAUAUUUUGAUGACUGCAUGUCCAUCCAUCAGUGCAAAGUUUCCUGUGAAUCUAUGGGUGCCUCAAAAUACCGAUGGUUUCACAAUGCGUGCUGUGAAUGCAUUGGCCCAGAAUGCAUUGAUUAUGGCAGUAAAACAGUCAAAUGUAUGAACUGUAUGUUUUAAUGGCAUCUCAUACUUUUGACAUGUUUUUUGACUGCACCCUUUAUAACCUCUGGAAACAUGAAAGAACAGCAAAGAGUUGAUAAGGGAUCAGUGAUUAAACAGAACAGCACCAAAGCAGAAAAGUGAAAUAUCUGUGAUAUUUUUUACUGGUUAUCUGUUUUAUGAAUGUAUUGUACAGUGUAUUUUAUAAGUUAGCAGAAAAUGGUGUAGGUGAUUAUGUUGUUUUAGAAUUUCUAUAAGCAAAACUUUGGAGUACUGAUUUGAUGUCCAUAAUUAUCAAAAAUGUCAGAAUUGAUUAAAAUCUGCAU
Protopterus annectens (West African lungfish) is the source of this 1456-nucleotide messenger RNA. RefSeq names its product twisted gastrulation BMP signaling modulator 1 (gene TWSG1). The record is from RefSeq and is a predicted model, not a curated record. Bases 477 to 1148 code for a protein of 223 amino acids. Lineage: Eukaryota; Metazoa; Chordata; Ceratodontiformes; Protopteridae. Gene Ontology annotation, biological process: regulation of BMP signaling pathway. The transcript has 5 exons.